Molecule: messenger RNA, 527 nt
Organism: Zymoseptoria tritici IPO323
Lineage: Eukaryota; Fungi; Ascomycota; Dothideomycetes; Mycosphaerellales; Mycosphaerellaceae
Exons: 2
Coding region: 167-388 (73 amino acids)
Source: RefSeq, a predicted model, not a curated record
AGCCCGAAGUGUGUGUCCUGUCGCCAGGGAUAUCUCGAGUGUCAAGUUGUAGUAGACUCAAUAGAGCGCAACCGCUGUCUACACUGUCUCAAAGAGAAGAAGUACUGCUACGGAGCGCGGACCCAGGAAGUUCGGGACAUACCCAACGAGUCGGUUGGCCGCCCGGAUGAUCGCCGUCCUCUCCCAAGUCAUUAAACAUCGAUCCCUCCUGGUCACUCCCUCCACCCGUACAACGGCCCGCAGACUACCUCCGAGUCUUUGGUACCCUACAUCGUUCCAACCCGACCGCCUUCUCUUCCCGCUCCGAUCGUAUACCAGACGGCGGUCCCCGAAGACAGGCCUCUGUAAGGCCUACACCGCCUGCCGCCUAUCUGGGAAGUCCUCUUGAAAGUUCCAGCGUACUUUGCUCCCGCUCCAGCAGGGCAGGGAAAUCUGCGUGGAUAACUAUCCUCAACGGGCAGGCCGGCACCCUCCUCUACCUCCGAGCGGACGAUAGUAUCGAGAUCGAGGGCUGUGGAGGGGUUCGU